Messenger RNA from Amborella trichopoda, 2774 nucleotides. RefSeq names its product vacuolar protein sorting 45 (gene VPS45). Gene Ontology annotation, biological process: vesicle-mediated transport. NCBI's taxonomy places the organism in Eukaryota, Viridiplantae, Streptophyta, Magnoliopsida, Amborellales, Amborellaceae. The record is from RefSeq and is a predicted model, not a curated record.
UAUCCUUUCCAUUUGAUCUCUCUUUCUCUCUCUAAAAUAAAUCUGGCGCCGUUGUUUUUUUUUGGACUUUGGUCUCUCUCUAAAAUAAAUCUGGCGUCGUUCUCUUGACGGCUUUUUUUGGACUUGGGAGUACAAGUGCAUGAAUGGCCUGAGGUAUUUGGGAUUGAAGAUUUGGGGUAGAGAGAUGUGUAAUAUCCUCCAAGCUGAUGAUCUUUCUCUAUUCAGGAUAACAAGAUUAGUGUCCCUAACUAGCUUCUUGAUCUCUCUUACUUCCUCCUCCUUUGAAUUUCUCACUAGACCAUUAAUUAAAAAGCCCAAAGCCUCCAAAUCAGGAGCCUUUUUCUUGUUAAUACGGUCCUUGAACCGUUCAUGUGCGAACCCUAAUCAUCUAUUUCAUAGAGAAAAUGGCGAAAAAACAUGAAUGAGAAAUCUAUCUGGGAACCAUCCUUUUCCCCCAUCUCUGCAAUUUCUCCAUUUUUUGAAGGGAAAAAUCUCUCUUUCCACGUGAGAGGCCUCUCUCUCUCUCUCUCUCUCUCUUGUUCUUCAUUUUUGCGCCUUUCAGAUCCAAGACUAGUGCCAUUUCUGGUCUUCAGUAAUGGGCCCUCGAUUGAAUCAACCAGAGAACUAGGGUUUUGAUUUCUUUAUGAAGAAGCAAGAAAUGGGAUCUUGAAAUUGAAGAAAAAGUGCGUUGCUUCAUCUGUGCAAAUAUGGUAUUGAUCUCUGCAGCCAGGGACUAUGUGACCCGGAUGUUGCAAGACAUUUCAGGCAUGAAGGUUCUCAUUCUCGAUUCCCAAACGGUCAGCAUUGUAAGUGUAGUAUACUCUCAGUCUGAGUUACUUCAGAAGGAGGUCUUUUUGGUAGAGAUGGUUGAUUCCAUAUCCAAGGAAGCAAUGGCGCACCUCAAAGCUGUUUAUUUUCUUCGUCCAAUAACAGAGAAUAUAGAUCGGCUGAAACGACAAAUAGGUAGUCCAAGGUUUGGGGAGUACCAUUUAUUCUUCUCUAAUAUUCUCAAGCUCGAUCAAAUUCAAGUCCUUGCUGACUCGGAUGAACAUGAAGUUGUGCAACAAGUCCAGGAGUUUUAUGCUGAUUUUGUGGCUAUUGAUCCUUACCAUUUCACAUUGAAUUUGCCCUCAAAUCACAUAUAUAUGCUUCCAGCAGUUGCCGAUCCUCCUAGUUCGCAGCGUUUUUGUGAUCGAGCUGUGGAUGGAAUUGCUGCGGUUUUUCUGGCACUUAAGCGUCGGCCUGUUAUUCGCUACCAAAGAAGCUCUGAAAUUGCAAGAAGAAUUGCACAGGAGGCCCUGAAACUAAUGUAUGAAGUGGAGACUGGCCUUUUUGACUUCAGAAGAACUGAAAUUUCCCCUCUGCUAUUAGUUAUUGAUAGAAGAGAUGAUCCUGUUACCCCAUUGCUGAACCAAUGGACAUACCAGGCAAUGGUUCAUGAGCUGAUUGGCAUUCAGGAUAAUAAAGUUGAUUUGAGAAAUGUGGGAAAACUUCCCAAGGAUCAGCAGGAGGUGGUGUUAUCAUCAGAACAGGAUGCAUUUUUUAAAGCUAACAUGUACGAGAAUUUUGGAGAUCUUGGGAUGAAUAUCAAGCGAAUGGUGGACGAGUUUCAGCAGAUUGCAAAGAGUAACCAGAAUAUUCAGACAAUAGAGGACAUGGCAAAAUUUGUUGACAAUUAUCCAGAGUACCGGAAGAUGCAUGGGAAUGUCUCAAAGCAUGUGACAAUGGUUACAGAGAUGAGCAAGAUAGUGGAAGAGAGAAGGCUUAUGUUAGUUUCUCAAACAGAACAGGAUUUGGCUUGUAACUCAGGACAGGUGGCAGCUUUUGAGGCAGUCAUGAAUCUUCUCAAUAAUGACAGUGUUUCAGAUGUGGACCGUUUACGCCUGGUGAUGUUGUAUGCUUUGCGCUAUGAGAAGGAGAGCCCUGUCCAAUUGAUGCAGCUUGUCAACAAAUUAGCUUCCCGCUCUGCAAAAUACAAGUCUGGUCUUGUCCAGUUCCUGUUGAAGCAAGCUGGUGUGGAUAAACGAACAGGUGAUUUAUUUGGAAAUCGUGACCUCCUUAAUAUUGCUCGAAACAUGGCUCGUGGGCUUAAGGGUGUGGAGAAUGUCUACACCCAACACCAGCCUCUUCUAUUUCAAACUAUGGAAAAUAUUACAAAGGGACGGCUCAGAGAUGUCGACUAUCCAUUUGUUGGAAACCACUUUCAGCAGGGCAGGCCUCAGGAGGUAGUUAUCUUUGUAGUCGGAGGGACAACAUAUGAAGAAGCACGCACAGUGGCAUUGCAAAAUGCGAGCAACUCAGGGACACGUUUUAUCCUUGGUGGUUCUGUUGUUCUGAAUUCAGCGAGGUUUCUGAGAGAGCUGGAAGAGGCUCAGAGAAUCACUCGCUCGAGCGUGGUUUGAAAGCGAAAGAAAUGAAUCAAAGCUCUUGUUCGUUGCUUAGAGAGAGAGAGGAAAAAAAAAAUGUUGAUAGAUGGAGACUAGCUACAGAGAGAAAAUAGCCUCCUGUAUUUGUUGAUGUCUCCCAUUUUACUGGGACUCUCUCUCUUAUCGUUGAAAACGAGCCUUUUACUCUGAUCCCAUUUCCCGUGUACUUGCGCCAUUUAAUUUUUUUGUAAUGGAAAUGUAAUGGAAUUAAUAUACGCUUCUCUUUCUAGUCUCACUCUCUCUUUGUUCUUUAUUGGAUACUCUCUAAAGGUACUCUAUUAUCUGUAGCAAGUUCUGACUUUGCGAGGAUCGGACAAAAAAAUGAAUCACACAGUUGGGAAUGGAAAA